AUGUUUGAAGAAGCCAGUGAAGUGUUCGAUAACAUGUUCAAGUCCUCCUUCCCCCUCACCUUCAUCGUGUUCAUCCCCGCGGUGCUGAUCCUGGUGUCCCCGCUCCAGGCCGAGGCAGCGCACGAGUUCACCGUGUACCGCAUGCAGCAGUACGACCUGCAAGGACAAGCCUACGGUACCAGAAAUGCUAUCCUGAACACAGAAGCUCGCACUGUCGAGGCGGAGGUACUAAGUCGUCGCUGUGUGAUCAUGAAACUGGCAGACUUUUCAUAUGAGAAGUACCAGAAGGCUUUGCGGCAGUCCGCGGGGGCUGUGGUCAUAAUUCUGCCUAAAAACAUGUCUGCUCUUCCCCAAGACAUUGUACAGGAAUUCAUGGAGUUGGAGCCAGAAAUGUUGGCUACAGAAACUAUAAUCCCAGUGUAUUUUGCUGUGGAAGAUGACGAGCUCCUGUCCAUCUACACACAAACUCUCACCUCCUCCACAUCCCAAGGCUCGCUAUCAGCAGCUGAAGUGUUACUUCACACGGCCACAGCUAAUGGCUUUCAGAUGGUCACCAGUGGAGCUCAGAGCAAAGCUGUGAAUGACUGGGCCAUCACCAGUUUAGAGGGUCGUCUGGCAGGAGUUGGUGGAGAAGAUUUGCCCACAAUUGUUGUAGUUGCUCAUUACGAUUCAUUUGGUGUGGCUCCUUGGCUGUCGUAUGGAGCAGAUUCAAAUGGCAGUGGUGUGUCUGUAUUACUGGAGUUGGCUCGUCUCUUUUCGAAACUUUACACGUACAAGAGGACACACGCUGGAUAUAAUUUGCUAUUCUUUUUAUCUGGUGGUGGAAAAUUCAACUACCAGGGCACCAAACGCUGGCUGGAAGACAACUUAGACCAUACAGACUCAAGUCUGCUCCAAGACAAUGUGGCUUUUGUGUUGUGUCUCGACACUUUGGGCAAUGGAGACUCGCUACAUCUCCAUGUUUCCAAGCCUCCCAAAGAGGGCAGUCCUCAGCACCAGCUGUUGAAAGAGCUUGAGAUGGUUGUGGCCAGCCAGUACCCUGAGGUCAAGUUCUCCAUGGUCCACAAAAAGAUCAACCUGGCAGAUGACAUGUUGGCCUGGGAGCACGAGCGCUUUGGUAUUCGCCGCCUGCCUGCAUUCACCCUGUCGCACUUGCCCUCUCACCGCCUCGCUCGGCGCUCCAGCAUCAUGGAUGUGCGGUCAGUGUCCCCCUCCUCUCAUUACGGAGUGGGAGAGCCCCCUGCUGGGCCUCAUGUUGAUGUGCAGAAACUUGGUAGAAACACAAAAAUUGUUGCAGAGGCUCUUGCCAGAGUUAUUUAUAAUCUCACCGAUAAGGGGGCGCCAGGACAGCUGCAGAUCUUCACUGAACAAAUGCAGGUGCAGGAGGAGCAGCUCUCUGCAGUGGUGGACUGGCUCACAGCUCAGCCUCGAGCGGCACAGUUAGUCGAUAAAGACAGCAGUGUUGUUUCCACACUGGAGUAUCAUCUCACACGCCACCUCAAGGAUGUGAAGAAACAUUAUGUGAAGGCGGACAAGAGAGAUCCUGAGUUUGUGUUUUAUGACCAGCUGAAGCAAACAAUGAAUGCAUACAGAGUGAAGCCGGCCAUUUUUGAUCUGCUGCUUGCAGUUUGUAUCGCGGCAUACUUGGGUGUAAUGUAUCUUGCAAUUCAGAACUUUGGAGUUUUGUACAGUGUGGUCCGUAGAGUUACCCAGCCUAAAACAAAGUCUCACUAA
Knipowitschia caucasica is the source of this 1734-nucleotide messenger RNA. Lineage: Eukaryota; Metazoa; Chordata; Actinopteri; Gobiiformes; Gobiidae. The record is from the annotation of a GenBank genome assembly.